Molecule: messenger RNA, 1872 nt
Organism: Aspergillus versicolor CBS 583.65
Lineage: Eukaryota; Fungi; Ascomycota; Eurotiomycetes; Eurotiales; Aspergillaceae
Exons: 3
Coding region: 302-1627 (441 amino acids)
Biological process (GO): alkaloid metabolic process
Molecular function (GO): prenyltransferase activity
Source: RefSeq, a predicted model, not a curated record
CUUCAAUAGUGCUCCCACAGGCCGGAAUGGAAUGGAUGUCUCGGUGCUCAAUCAAGGGAUUCAGAUGCGCUCGUACUCGGGCGCCAUCUCGAGCUACCAACAGAAGACAUCCAAUUUGAUUUGACGAACUGAGUGUGAUAGACGGACAUUCGGUCUGUAUAUCUCGUACUCGAUAUGAAUGCUUUGACCUCUAGGGAGGUUAAGUCUCAUAUAAAAUGUGCGAGGCGAAACGUGCGAUGUCUCCAUGCAGCUGCGUUAAUUUUGAUAUUGCUGUUACUGCUUGUUUUCUCCAGUCGGAAGAAUGACCAACUCAAACGGUAUCCAGAAGGCACUACACGUAAAAGAUGACAGCUCUGUGUGGGAAUCUCUAUCCAGAUGGCUUCCCUCUCGAGACAACGACAGCAAUUACUGGUGGAAUGUUACAGGCCCCCAUAUGGCAGCGAUGCUCGAAGAGGCCGGAUACUCAAAGGAAAGGCAAUAUGAGAACUUGUUGAUCCACUACCACUGGACGGUGCCUUACAUGGGCCCAGCACCCGAUGCAGAUCGGAACGUGCCGUGGAAAUGCCUGAUAACUCAACACGGACUUCCAUUGAUAUACUCGUGGAAAUGGAACGGGCCGAGCGCAAACAGCAGACCAGAUAUCCGGAUUGGAUUCGAGCCCACUGGAGAGUCCAGUGGCACAGCAUUGGAUCCCAUCAACCAGCGGCGCACGAGGGAGCUGCUGCACUCCUUCUCGCGCCGCAUCUCCAUGGACAUGGCCUGGACGAAUCAUUUCCUGUCCACGUUCUACGAUCCUGAAACAAAGUACUGGCAGGCGAAGGAGGCGGGUGUCCCACUCGCUACUACCACGAUGCUCGGGUACGAUUAUCUGCAUGAUGGGAUGACCCUGAAGACCUAUUUCUUCCCCCGGCUCGCUGGACAGAGACUACUCCCAAUGGACCGCUGGGACGCUUCUCUGAGACAUAUACUCUCCGAAGCGGACAGCAAGGCAGGCACAAAGGCUCUGGACACUCUGCAGGACUUUCUCCAGACCAGCACCGAAGGCCAAGUCCUGGUCCCAACAGGGCUAGCCAUAGACAACGGCACCAGCUCUCCCACGGGGUCCCAAUCGUCCAGAUUGAAAUUCUACUUCCGAUCCCCACACACGACUUUUGCUUCGGUUCGCGAGAUAAUGACCCUGGGCGGGCGCAUCACAGGACUAGACACCCAGCUGCAGAGUUUGCAUAAACUCCUCGAAGACGUCACUGGUCUGCCAUCCGAUUUCCCCGACGAUGCAGACGCACCUGUUCAUCAUGGGUUCGGGACGGGAUCCUCACCCCUGGGCCGCGCAGCUUACUAUCUGUACUACUUUGACAUUGCACCUGGUGCCGAGCUCCCAGAUAUCAAGUUCUACACCCCGCUCACGCACUAUGGGCAGGAUGAUCUCAAAUCAGCCCAGGGCGUGACCCGGUGGAUGGAGGCGCACGGGCGUGGGUCGUACUGCGCAAACUACCUCCGCGUGCUGGAGAAGGUGGCUGGAGAGAAGACGUUGGAGACAGGAAAUGGGCUGCAGUCUUAUUUGAGUUGUUUGUUCAAGCAGAAUGGGGAGUUGGAUAUUACCAGCUACUUCCUCACAGAGAGAUGUUAACCAGCUAGAGGUUUCUCAGUCCUUACCUGGCUCAACCCGGAUAUGCGGCGUCAACUAGGGCUACUCAACUAGUCGCGUGGGCUUCAAAUCAGCAAUGCGAACUACCAUUUCAUCGUACCUCUGGAUUAGGUAUAUCGCGUAGGAUUGUUGACCUGGGCAAUUAUUAAUAACCGAGUAUCAGCAUGUAGGGUUUUGGUGGACGAAGCCUGCUUAUCUGCCUCAGCUCGAUUCCUGCGAUUAGAAAC